Dreissena polymorpha is the source of this 4380-nucleotide messenger RNA. RefSeq lists its product as uncharacterized. The coding region runs from base 144 to 1934 and encodes 596 amino acids. Gene Ontology annotation, molecular function: protein binding. Lineage: Eukaryota; Metazoa; Mollusca; Bivalvia; Myida; Dreissenidae. The record is from RefSeq and is a predicted model, not a curated record. The transcript has 3 exons.
ACUCCUUCUUGCAGUGUAGUUCCCUUUACAACGAGUCAACAGUAGGGUACAUAACUUUAUCUUAUGCAACAUAGAUAUAUAGAAUAGGUUUUGAGAUGGGAUACAGUUUAACAUCUUUACUCUGUCUGUAAACUUUUUGUAACAUGGACUUCGGAGAACGUUUUAAACCCAAUUCAAUGCGGAAACUUCUGCAACAGCAAGUGGAAGAACAGAGCCAAGUGUGUGAUGUAACCGUCAAAUAUGGGAGAUGGAUCAAGCGCUACCACAUGCACAUUUUGGUGGAAAGCCCUUUCUUCGAGCAUGCGUUUGAACCCAAAUUUCAGGAACACACUAGCGGGGCGGUUGAAUUACACGUCGGGUCUCCAACAACAAUUGACAUGGCGAUAAUGUACCUAUAUGGAGUUCAACCAAUACUCUCAAUGAACCACAUCGCAGAUUUCAUGGAAUUGGCCGAGUUUUUAUUGCUCCCAAACAUGAAAAGGCUUUGUAUAAACUGGCUUCAAGAGGAGGAAUUGUCGGAGUCAAAUGUUGUUGAAAUUUUACACUUGUGCUCCCUAUACGAGUUUAAGAUUGAACAUAUAUAUGACUUUGUCGCGGCAAGGCUGUUAACGUUCUUAAAAGGAGAUCACAUGCUGACACUUAUUCCGGAAUCAAUAGCGGUUUUGUUUUCCGAUGAACGUCUUUCAUAUGUACCAUUAGACUUAAGGAUACAGUUUGUAACGCGGUGGAUAGAUCGAAGGAAAGUUUCAAGAAAGGAUGAAGUCAACAAAUUGACGACCCUAAUUGACCUACCGCAAAUGAAAAUUGAGCAAGAACGACACACUAGCCAAAAGAGACAUUGUUUGAUAACAUAUUCUCAACCUCAUGCGGAAAAAGCUAACCGCAUGACACUAUCCCAGUUUUUGCGUCCAUCUUCUGUUCUUUCAAAACUCCAUGCAUAUUGUUUCAAUACUCAGCAAUGGGUCAACUUGCGUUUACAUACUUCGUUGAGAAUAAGUCGCCACACAAGUAUUCAUGUAGAUGGAUGUCAAGUUGUGUAUUAUAAUGACCAAAAGAAAUGUGUCUAUGGCCAAGACCUAGAACAAAAGAAAUCCUGGUGCAGCGCUGUAAAAUACGACGACCCUACACGAGAAUUAAUUUGGCAAAAAUCAAUUUUAGAACGUAACACGUGUUAUUUCAUUCUAACGAUCGACAAAGAUAUUCACAACGUGACAACAUCUCUUCAGAUUGGGCAAUUGACGUACAACAGUGAUGCAAUCCAUUUAUCCACAGUUUUUGUUUGCAAGGGGAGAUUUUUAGACGGGUGUGUGAAUUCGUCAAAUAUGAUAGCAAUUUUGACCGUGGACGCAAAUGUUAAACUGAUGUUUUAUAUCUACGAAACGAAUUCAUCCAAAACCUAUGAUGUGUCAAAUCUUACAGAUUUUUCAUUGGCGAACCGUAAAUAUAAUAUACAGGUAUUUGGUAUAGACAAUGGAUUUUCUGUUAUGAAAGGCAACUCCAUAAACAUCAUCUGGUACCAGCAAGGUGCGAAUAUUGAUGUCCCAUUUGCUAAGAUUAAUGUUGACGGUACAAUGGGGUUCAGAUAUGCAUUUAUUGGCCAUACGGUUUAUCGCUGGUCAAUUAAAGGCAAGAAACUUGAAUCAACCAAAAUUUUAUGUUUACUUGAACAGUAUCCUGGACCAACGGAUUGGGAUUCUAUCAGUUUUCCAAAUUUACCGUUUUAUAAGGAUGAAUCCUUAUUUCAAAACCUUGCCUAUAUGACCAUUCCCAUUACUUCACCUGUCUGCCAUUUCGAAUGCCCACACUGCCAACUGCUUGACAGAGGAUAUACAGGACAACAGCGGUCAUUUAGGCACACAUUUACAGGCAAUUACCGCGAGUCCGACCCUGAUUCAGACGAUGAUUGCUUCAAACCAUGUGAAUACUACUGGUGAACACAAUGUUAAAAUGUUGAACUUACUCGGAUAGUAGUCUUUGUCAGUUGUCUCAUAUAAGUUAUAAUUUUGGCGAAGUCACGUGUUCAUACUCAUAUUAAGAACGUGCACGUUUAUAACGUGGCGCAUAGUUUUCAAACUGUUUGGCGCAAAUGACUACAACUAUUUAAACAGUGUAAAUUAGUUCAUGCAAGGCGUUGAAUACGCGGAGAAUUCCAGUAAAUGACACCGAUGAUAUUUGUUGAUUUCACUGUAAGAUCUAAUUUUAUUUCAUGUUGUGCGGUGAAUGAGUAGAGAAUAAUAUAGGGAAUGAUAUCCUGGUCAUGUCCCUCAAGCUUGCGUGAAAUGAUAAGGAUUGAUAAUUUCACGCUGACUUGGUGCACGGGCGUCAGACCCGUAGCCGCAGAAGUUGUGUGAGGUAUUCGUUCUUCGAGCGUAAGUUUUCUGCAGCGGCUGAAACAAUGUUACCAACUGCUAUACUUUAUAACGUCGCGCUGCUUUAACUCUUUGUGAUGUAUAACUAGAGGCGUAAUUGACACAGAUGUAUGUAUAUGGAAGUUUAUGAGGUCUUCCGCGCGUGUGUCCCAGCAAUUCUCCCUAUUAAGCUUAAAAGAAUCACGAAAGUUGGGACACAUUUUGUAAUUGACCAGUCGCCAAAUACGCGAUCGCUCCGCCCACUAAGUUGUGUUUUCAUAAAACGCUUAUUCCUUUACUCCGACAGUCUUUGUUUGUCGGACCAUGUGGCCGCAAUAAACGAAAUCUGAUUGAUUAUUAUGUGAGUUUGAUUGACAGCUGGCGAGUGGUCAAUUAUAGCCUCAAUUUUAAGCUAGUUACUUGUUACUGAAAUAUUUUCGAUUUUCAAUUUUGGAAUUGUCUUGUAUUAUGGAGGCAGCCGGAGUGCCCGGAGGAAACCAAACUUGUUCGGUAUGGUGACCACCAACAAACCUCACAUACUUCAAGCAACGGGGAUCGAACCCGGGCCACCUAGAUUAAAACUUCGCUAACCAGACAGCCCAAGUAGUUACUCUUAAGAUGAGCUUACGAAUUGAGCGGUUGUCAAGAAUACUAUUUGACUGAUAUCUUCACUUGAAAAACUAGUUAGAAGAUAAGAUUUUCGACUUAACGACACUAAUUCAAUGGUGAAUUUUAACAGGUGCAAAAACGUCUAUGUAUGCUUAAUACGCAGUACAACAGUCAAUGGCCAUAUUUGAGAAGUAGAGGUACCUACGGCUUCUUUUGUGAUCUAUUGUAUCUCACUUGAUACAAGCGUGCUUGUCUAGCAGUCCGUGUAUGUGUGCGUCAGUAUGUCAACUUUUUCUUCAAACGGCAACACCUUAACCACAGAAUUUGACUGCUGGAAUGCCCAUCGAGUGUCCCUCUUUGAAAUUUGUUCAAACCUUACUGGUCCGUGUGUUAGGUCACGGGUUUUAAAGAUGAAAUUAUCAAUUAUAUUCCCCGCAAGACAAAGAGGUUUUUAUAACUGGUAUGUUUAAUCAAAAGUAGUGUGGUCCUCUAUAAAGGUUUGUUAAUAAUUAUGCCCCAUUUGGUCGAAAUUGGUCUCAUUGCAGGGUCACCAAUUUUAGAUUAACUUGCAUUGUGAAUACCUGUAAAAAAUCUUUUUGUCUGAGACUGAAAAACCUAUGGCAUUCAUACUUGAUAUAUGGUGUCAUCCAGAUGUCCUCUACAAAAUGUGUUGAAAUUAUGUCCCGUUGUCUUAAUUUGCCUCGUCCCGGGCGUCACCAGUUUUACAUGGACAUAUAUAGGGAAAACUGGUAAAAAUCUUAUUGUCUGACAAAAGAACGCGGCUUUCAAAUUCAGAACGUAGCAUACCCUUAAGGUUUUCUACAGUUUGUUCAAAUAAAGCCCCUUCGGUUAUUUUUCCCCCGGUUGUCAACCGUUUUAAAAUGACUUGUAAAGGAAAAAUGUCUUGUUAGAAACCACAAAACACAUGGGUUUCCUUUUAUAAUGUAGCACAACAUAGGGAAAAUCAUUCAUGUCAUACUCCUAGGGUGAACAUUGAUCAAGCAUCAAAAUGUGUGCAUAUAGCGAGUCGUCUAGAAAGUUGUUUUCACAUUAUUCAUGUGGGGUUAAAUUUUCCCACGCCUAUGAAUAGCACGAGUAAUAUACACGUAGACCUACAGCAGAAUAUCUUUUAAAAAUCCUCUCUAACAUGAAAUUGCUAAGGGGUGUAAUAUUAUUAGGUUACAUCGUAUAUUUGUCCUCAACUAAGCUUGUUCAAGCAAUGCCAGUGUAUGAAAAUAGGCCCAAACCAAAGGUCACGAGUAUUACACCUCUGAGCUUUAGUUUCUCGGUUGAGUCGUAUAUAUUAGGUGAUUUGGAAAAGUGUAAUGUUUUUCCAUUAGUCAUGUAUGUUAAUACCGUUGUUUUUGUCAUAAUAUGCAAAAUGUAAAAUGUAUAUGAAAUAAAAACUUCAUGCCAAAUUUUA